CAGCAUCGGCCACCAAGGUCUGUGCGCAGGCGCUCUCGUACUUUCAAAACCGCAAUAAGCAAAUAUGGCGGCGGCCGUCGACAGUGUAGUGAAAGUCCUGGGAGAGCAGUAUUACAGAGAUGCCAUGGAGCAGUGUCACAGCUACAACGCUCGCCUCUGUGCCGAGCGCAGCAUCCUCAUGCCUUUCCUGGACUCUCAGACUGGCGUAGCCCAGUCCAACUGUUACAUCUGGAUGGAAAAGAGACACAGGAGUGCAGGCCUUGCUCCAGGUCAGCUGUACUCUUAUCCAGCCCGUCGCUGGAGGAAGAAGCGGCGUUCCCACCCCCCUGAAGACCCGCGCUUGGUCUUUCCCCCUCUCAAAGCAGCAGCUGAUUUGGAGCUGGGGCUGAAGCGGGACGCCUUGGGAGCUGUGGAUGGAAGCAGCUUGGAGGCCUUACUGAAGGGAGAGCCACUCGAGAGGAGGAGCGGGGUGUCGGACAUUCGGGGCCCCGAGGACGACACGGCGACCGUGGAGCCCGCCGCUGCAUCAACAGUUACUCACACCUCCUCUGGGCGCAUCCGAAAGAGAGUUCUUGACCCUGAAGACUACUUGGAUGAUCUGGACGAUGAAGACUUUGAGGACGAGACCCCUAAGAGACGAGGCAAAAGCAAGUCCAAGAGUCGAAGUGACAAGAACGGCAAGAAGAAAACGGAGGCUGCAGCGGCGGCGCUGGAGGAGAGGGACAAACCCUACGCCUGCGACAUCUGUGGAAAGCGCUACAAGAACCGUCCUGGCCUGAGCUACCACUAUACACACUCUCACCUGGCAGAGGAGGAGGGCGAGGACCACGAGGAGAUCGAGGCACCACCCACUCCUCGCCAGCCUGAGGAGCAGAAGACAAACAAGAAGGGGCCCAACGGUCUGGCCCUGCCCAACGAUUACUGCGACUUCUGUCUGGGAGACUCCACCCUCAACCAAAAGACCGGCCAAUCGGAAGAGCUGGUGUCGUGCUCGGACUGCGGCCGAUCAGGUCACCCAACAUGUCUGCAGUUCACACCAGUCAUGAUGGCUGCAGUGAAGACCUACCGCUGGCAGUGCAUCGAGUGCAAAUGCUGCAACGUUUGUGGAACCUCAGAGAACGAUGACCAGCUGCUGUUCUGCGACGACUGUGACCGAGGCUACCACAUGUACUGUUUAACUCCGCCCAUGACCGAACCACCGGAGGGGAGCUGGAGCUGUCACCUGUGCCUGGCUCUCCUCAAGGACAAAGCCUCCAUAUACCAGCAGAACCAGAACUCUGUCUCAGAGUGACUCCUUGAAUAGAAGCUCCAUCCCGCAGCAGCAGGUCCACUACCACCGAUCAAAAGUGUCAACCUUCUCAGAGAUCACGGAGCUCCAGGAUCCAUCUAGGCAUAGCGGAGCUAAAUGACAGACAUGUUUCACGAGGUUUUCUUAUCACAGUUCUCGCUGGGACUUGGAACCAAACGAGAUCUCCGAUCAGAACCCUCUUGUUUAAAAUCAAUAACCGGCCUGGUCUAUCCAACAUGAAACAUAUCAUGUGUAAACACAGUAAAUGCCUGGACUGUUAGAGCGGCUGCAGUGACCGUCCAGCGCUUUUAUGGGAGCUCCCAAACCAGAGUAGAUGGUCGCCGCAGGUCAUUUUAUCAACGCCAAUUCACACUGACACGCUGUGGACUGUUGAGACCAUGGUUUUUUCCUGCCAAAAGAUCUAUUUUUACUCACCAGAAGCAACAAGAGACGCGUUCACGUGUAUGGUCAAAAAGUAUUACUGUUAUGUUUUCUGGGUAAUAGUGCGCUUUUGUUGUGACAUUUCUGUGUAUUGUUGUCUGAUCCUUUAUAGAACUGACUGUAUGUUUUGUAGUGAUGAAGCCUGAGAGCAUUUAGGACACAUCAAAGCUGUUCACCCCUCAAAUAUGGGCGGUGAUCCUCAAAAGCAUCGCUGAUCUUUUUUUUUUUUUCAUUUUUAGGCACAAAGGUGACAAAAGUAACACAAAAGCUUACUGUAUUGCUUCAUCGCACAUGUUUUUAAAUAUUUCAAUCAUUUUACCGCUUUUCUAAGUCACUUCAAAUUUCUUGGCUAUAAACUUUUCUUUUCUUUUACAUUUUAAUGGUAUUGUCCUAUUUUAAAAGCCCAUAUUUCCUUGGGAUUCCAAGUGCAGCUCUUUUCUCUUAACUCUAAUCCCACUACAUGAAUCCUGUCAUGAGCUUUUAAAUUCAUGUUUGAGCAGCGUCACGGUUUCAUGUGAAACUCCACACGUUUACAGCUGUUGCUGCUUUGAUCGUCUGUCACUCAGAGGCUGAUUUGCAUGCAGGUUGCACCUGGAUGAAUGCACACAAACUCACAAGUGUUUCUUCUGGUUUUCCUUUAUUUGAUGUAUUUUUAACAUUUUGUAUUACUCAAUGUUUCAUUGUAUUGGGAGUUUUUUCUAGUAGUUUUGUAAAGUCUGUUAUAUAGCAAAUACUUCCGUCUCCAGCUCCUGAUGCAUUCUCUGUACUGUAUCCACCUUUUCUAUUUUUGUUAUAACUGUAACAUGUUCUUUUUUUGGGGUUUUAUUUUUUUUUGGUUAAAUUACUCUUUGUUGUACUAAUUUUUAUUUUGUCAUUGUUUUGUUAUGAAUGCCAGUUUAGCCUGACUGAAAUAAAAUCACUUGUCUGUUUUGAGUCA
Messenger RNA from Oryzias latipes (Japanese medaka), 2666 nucleotides. It is a transcript of the gene dpf2l, whose product is annotated as D4, zinc and double PHD fingers family 2, like. The record is from RefSeq and is a predicted model, not a curated record. Gene Ontology annotation, cellular component: nBAF complex. Gene Ontology annotation, biological process: nervous system development. Lineage: Eukaryota; Metazoa; Chordata; Actinopteri; Beloniformes; Adrianichthyidae.